Molecule: messenger RNA, 3107 nt
Organism: Wyeomyia smithii (pitcher-plant mosquito)
Lineage: Eukaryota; Metazoa; Arthropoda; Insecta; Diptera; Culicidae
Product: longitudinals lacking protein, isoforms H/M/V-like
Exons: 5
Coding region: 325-1749 (474 amino acids)
Biological process (GO): regulation of transcription by RNA polymerase II
Cellular component (GO): nucleus
Molecular function (GO): protein binding
Source: RefSeq, a predicted model, not a curated record
AUGCCAUUUUUCCUAUCAGCAGCAAAACUGCUAGCCAUUAUUGUCAUUUUUCACUAAAAAUAAUUACAUUUUUAAUGGUUUUCAUUCCUUAAACAGAAAAAAAUGUCAACUUUUCCCGCAGAGUUUAUGUAAAAUCAAAGCCUGCUAAUGAUGGUGUGUUUGUGUUCUGAGUAAUCAACGUGGAAACAUUAUUUUAAAGUGUGCACUGUGAAUAUUGGAUUGUUUCCGAGUGAAGAAGAAUCAGAAAGUGGAUUUAUUUUUGAAUAAACACGUAGAAUUACUGUAGGUUGCUGUAUCCUAAGAUAGGGAUAUCAAACCGCAAACAUGUCGACCGGCCUGGUGGACAAGUCAUUCCCUAGUAACGAUGAGUUAUUCUACCUGAAGUGGAACAACUUCCAGAAGAACGUCAGCACCCAAUUCGAGAAGCUGCGCGAGGAGGACGAUCUGGUGGAUAUUACGUUUGCCUGCGAGGGUCGAAAGUUGACAGCACACAAACUGGUUCUGUUUGCCUGCAGUCCAUUCUUCAAGGAACUGUUGAAGAAAAAUCCAUCGCCACAUCCGGUAUUUUUUAUGAAUGAUGUCAAGUACGAUGUGCUGAAGGCAAUUCUGGAAUACAUGUAUCUUGGUGAGGUUCACAUCACCAACGAAAAUCUGAAGGAUUUUAUCAAAACGGCCGAAGGUUUGCAGAUUCGGGGUUUGAGUAAGGAAAAUAACGCUUUGUCCAACACACAGGGUGACAUCGUGAUGCCUCCGUCAGCGCAGAUACCAUUGCGAAAAGAAGAUAAACACGACGUCGCCGUUGAGAAUGCACACCUGCUUGACGAGUUCUGCCGGAAACGCCCUGAACCUGGUGAAUUGCACCAUGCAGCUCUCAUUAAGCGCGUUAAAACAGUCGAUAACAGCCAUAUUGCAACCGUUGGCGGACAAGAUAGUGGUAAUGUAGAGCCAAAGGUGGAAAUGGUUGAAUAUUUAGAUGCGGAUGGUAACACUCAUCAGUCGCCUACCUACUGUACCAUGGAUAAUUUCACAGAGAAAAAUGGAACUCGAAAUACUAUCACGCAUAUGACGCAAAUUGCUUCCGGAUUUACCCAAACAACCCAAGCCAGCAGUUCAGGACACCAGCAACAGCAGCAGCAGCAGCAGCAUGUCCAGCAACACGAGUACAAAUCCGAAGAGGACAGCAGCUGGAUGGACAAAUCCCUGGAUAAUAUUUCCGUGAACUCCGAACAGCAGAACGUAAAGUACAAAAGUGGUAAAGCCAGUAGCAAUCGUUCGAAUCGUUCAGCUGAUGAUAAAACAAACUGUUUAACCCCGCGCUGUUGUCCCGUGUGCUCGCGGCUUUACUCGAAUGUCUCGAACCUGCGGCAGCAUAUGCGUCUGAUUCACAAUCCAACCGCCGUUUGCUGUCCGAUCUGCCAGAAGCACUUCAAUUCAGAGCUGUACCUGAAGCGGCACUAUUCAUCGAUUCAUUCAAUCAAUACGAAUAGUCAGGGAGCGGAUGGUGAACUAGUGGAUCAGAAACCUACAGCGUCCCAGUUAAAUACCCAACAGCAGCAGCAGCAGCAACAACAACAACAAGCUCCUCAACAGCAACAGCAGCAGCAGCAACAACAACAGCAGGCCCCGCAACAACAACAGCAGCAACAAGCCGCUGCUCAACAGACUCCGCAACCUCCAACUGCUACCAACACCUGGAAUCCAUAUCACCAUCACGAUACGACACAACUGGUAAACCCCUUCAUCAAAUAAUCACUGGUAGUCACCGACAAAGGUCGGACCCCUCAGCAUCAGGAAUGCUUUUCUCAGUUGGUUACUGUUUGUGCGAUUGGUCCAUCGAUAGGCUGGCAGCCUAAUUAGACUGCUUUUUUCCAUUCUACUAGUUUUUGUCUGAUUUUAAUUGUCCAUUAAACUCCUACAUUCUUGCAGAGGUUCUAAAAAUUCAGAUCUUGUCGAUUCUACCUAGAGUUCAAGCUUCGAAGAUUUUUACUACUUCUAACAAAGAAUUUUUCAAUUGUGGCUCCGAAGGUUAAAAACCGAAAUCUGAUUUCCGAUUGCGUUUAACUUAGUGUGCCCACUAGAUUCUGAAAAAAAACUCGCCACAACCCCUUUGUGUUUAGAUCAAUACAACAAAUAUAUCGCAACUAAUGAGGCCGUUUAGAACUUAUGUUAUUUUAUCGUAUGGAAGAAAAAAGUACCAACUCGUCACUAGUUUUUUUGGAAUGAAGGUACCCAUGGAAUUGAAUGUCGAUCUUAUAAACCGCUGUCCUAAACUCCAGUGAUUGUUUUCUAUAGGCAUCUGUCUCAUCGUCGGACACAACUGCACCAUCUCUGUCAUAUUGUACAAAAGAAACUCUACCGAGGCGGGUGAAAUAUCCUGCCAAAUUAAUUGAUAAACGUCAAUCUUCUGCAUAAACGGUCGCGCUGCGACGUUUCAUAUUAUCUAAAAAUUACCUAAAAGUAAGAAAUUUAAAACAUUAUCGUCUGCAUGGAUUGGCUAUUCGAAGUUAAAACCACUUGAUUGGGUUUUUGGAUAUGUGAACGAAAACUGUACUUAGAGUAGAAAUAAGUGAAGGCGACGUUCAGAUGCAAGAGUAGCGUAAAUUAUUAUAAAAAAAUACAGAGGGCAUUUUGUGUUGCAAUUUUCAUCCCACUUUGGUCAGCACCAGUACGAAGUAAAGAGUUUAAACAAUAUUUACUAGUUUCACUUGGUUUUGCCAAGCGUGAUUUUAUUAUUAUUAUUAUUAUUUCCUGUAUCACUUCACGUCGCACUCUCAUUGUUUGUUUUUAUUUUUGUUUAACCUUUGCGACGGCAAAAUAGCAUACACAACUUGUGGGUUGAUACUUUCUGACAAAUUAGCAGCGUAAGAGGAAUGAUAGCAUACUUAGGAGAUGUAAGAUUAGGGAAAAUAUUGGAUAGCUAUAGGAUCAGUAGUGCAAGGUAAACGCCAUGAAAACUAGCAGAGACCGAAGUAUCCAGCUUCAAAAUUUGAAAAGCUGCAACGCAGAUUGAAGUACACUAGCUGGACGUUAUUUGCCUGUAAAUACAGUUGUCGUAGCGGCAAGUUUAUAAAAAUAAGUAAUAAAAUGGAAAUUUCUUCAAAGAGUCA